Messenger RNA from Pollicipes pollicipes, 1277 nucleotides. Its product is annotated as peptidyl-prolyl cis-trans isomerase NIMA-interacting 1. Gene Ontology annotation, molecular function: peptidyl-prolyl cis-trans isomerase activity; protein binding. Gene Ontology annotation, cellular component: cytosol; nucleus. The coding region runs from base 100 to 606 and encodes 168 amino acids. The record is from RefSeq and is a predicted model, not a curated record. NCBI's taxonomy places the organism in Eukaryota, Metazoa, Arthropoda, Thecostraca, Pollicipedomorpha, Pollicipedidae. The transcript has 5 exons.
CCGUGCGCUCACAUCCGAGGCGGUUUCGGCGGUAAACACCGGCAACGGGGGUUGGUUGCGAGGUGGUUCGGCGAUUUCGCUUAGGGUUCGAAAACAGAGAUGGGUGGUGACAGCUUACCUGAAGGCUGGGAAAAGAAGACGAGCAGGUCAAAUGGUAAGCUUAUAGAAUUAGGUCAGGUAUAUUACCUGAACAAAUUCACCAAAGACAGUCAGUGGGAGGUGCCCACCGAGCCUGCACGCGGCGCCGGCGACGCUGGCGGCGAAGGCCCAGCCAAGGUGCAGGCCUCCCACCUACUGGUCAAGCACCGCGACUCGCGCCGGCCCGCUUCCUGGCGCGAGGACCCCAUCACCCGCUCCAAGGAGCAGGCACUGGAAAUCCUGCAGGAUUACCGUGAGCGGAUCGUGUCCGGCGAGGACACGUUCGAGAACCUGGCCUCGCAGUACUCCGACUGCAGCUCCGCCAAGCGCGGCGGCGAUCUGGGACCAUUCGGGCGCGGCGCGAUGCAGAAGCCGUUCGAGGACGCCGCUUUCGCGCUCGAGGUGGGGGAGCUGAGCGAGCCCGUCUGGACCGACUCCGGCGUGCACAUCAUCAAGAGGCUGGCGUAGGUCGGCCGGCACGGCAGUCCACGCGUGCCCCGCCCUCCCCGCGGCCGGCGCCGCUCGGCUCGGCGCCACGGGACAGCUCGUCACCAGAAGGCAAUCCGGCGGCCAGGCCGACGCCGGGCAGCAUUCCAGCGCGGGCCGAGUGACGGCUGAUGGAGCGGCAGCCGUGCUGGGCGCGCGUGGCGGUGGCGAUGCCAGUCAGGCCUGCUUCUUCGUGUCGGCGAAUUGGCUGUCUGUGACGGACGGAUUCCCUCGUUUGGUGGUUUCCCGCUCGCGCGCGGUACUUUGACCGUUCCCUUGAUGCGGCGCUUUUGAUUCGUCUGUGCGGCAUCAUGUGUGUGUCUGUUCGGCGCCGACUCCACCUCCAGGUCAUGCAAUCGCGACGUUGAUCGGCCGGGCGGGCUGGGCGUGACGCCGGCGCGCGGCACGGCCGGCUCCACACGGCCCGCGUUAGCGCGUGACGCGCCGGGCGCUGAUGCCCCGAGGUCAUGCACCGGGAGCCGGCCGAGGGUCUCGAGCCGAGCUGCGGUGGCCCAGCCCCGGUGCCGUCGUCGGGACCGGCCCUCGGUCGAUGCUGUAAGCUCCCGUGGCGUCGGUGUUCGAGGCGUGGUCCUGGCGCUCAUGCUCUAAGCGAAUCAGCGCUGCUGCUUCCCAGAAUACACAUCGUUACCGUC